This is a messenger RNA of Ilex paraguariensis (yerba mate), 892 nucleotides long. The record is from the annotation of a GenBank genome assembly. Lineage: Eukaryota; Viridiplantae; Streptophyta; Magnoliopsida; Aquifoliales; Aquifoliaceae.
CACACACACAUGGAGGAUGACAACGCAACAGGGCUUGCGAGGGAUUGUGAUCCAACUAGCUUUGAAUUCAGUGGAAAGGUUAUGUUGAUGAUCUCUAUUCUUGUUCUCUUACUGGUUCUCGCCAUCAUAGUCUGUUUCAUGUACACUCAUUGGUUCCACCUCCGUCGCUCACCCCACCUCCGCCAGGCCCACCCCUUAGCCCUCACCUCCUACCAUAAUAAUACCACCACCAGCAGUAGUAGUAAAGGGCUGGAACCCUCCGUCCUCAAAUCUCUCCCCAUUUUCUACGUCUCUAAAACCCACGGCCCUCCGCUAGAAUGCGCCGUGUGUUUAUCCGAGUUGGAAAACAACGAUAUGGGUCGGGUCUUACCCAAAUGCAACCACUGCUUUCACAUAGACUGCAUAGACAUGUGGUUUCAUUCUCACUCCAGCUGCCCACUCUGCAGAGCCCCAGUUCAACCCAUCGACAAUCCGGUUCAGGUCACCGAAAACCCUCUUGAAACUGUUGUAUUAAUUCUGGAAUCGCCCAGUUCGGAAUCCGGGUCAAAUUCUGGUUUAUCCCCGACUAGUAGGAGGGCCGAAAACCAAAUGUUCUCUACUUCUCCACCAGAGAAUUAUCGGAGCAAAUCUCCGGGAUUAAUGGGUAUUACCGUGGAGGUCCCAGUGACAGAGAAGGGUCCGAAGGCUUCAGAUGAGAUGGAUCUUGAGUCGAAGAAGGGUAACGGGUUUAAACAACCGGGUGAACCGGUUCGAUCAUUAAAGAGAUUUUGAGCAUCUAGUAGUAGUAAACUAGUAAUAGAGCAGUACUAGACAGCAAAGUACCGACACAGGUGAUGAGAAGUCACUGUGCACGUGGCUCUUAUUUUUGUUGUCGUGGCGCAUGUACAAUUUU